Fusarium musae is the source of this 1314-nucleotide messenger RNA. RefSeq lists its product as uncharacterized. Lineage: Eukaryota; Fungi; Ascomycota; Sordariomycetes; Hypocreales; Nectriaceae. The record is from RefSeq and is a predicted model, not a curated record. The transcript has 2 exons. The coding region runs from base 1 to 1314 and encodes 437 amino acids.
AUGUCCACGUUACAGCGCUCACGAUCACUUCGAAAACCCGCUUCUUCCACCACAACCACUGCCAAUGCUAAUGCGAACGCCCCAGACGGUUCACCGAGUCGCCUUCCUGUAAAACCCUUGACUAGAAGACUCUCCAGGGCGACAUCUGUCCGACAGCCUGCUAAGCCAGUAACAUCCGAGCCUGCGAAGAGGGAAACUCGAUAUCCCCCCUCAACUACGACUACAAGACCUCGACCAGCGGUGAGACCAACCUCGGCAGAUGGCCCGACGCAAACAACUAGAAAGGCACCUGCCCCUACGCAUACACGCGCAAAGAGCACUGCUACUGGCUUGAGAAAUGCGCCAGUCUUGAGACCUCCUUCUUCUGGUUCAUCAGCUAGCAGCACUACUACCACAACAACUACCACUCGUCCUACUCGGACGUCGACUACUUCGACCAACGAGAAGCUCCCGGGCGCCGCACCACGCCUUCGCCCGGCCUUCUCAACUCUCCAACAACACUACUCGCCAGCCAAGUCCUCUGCGCCCAAACCACUGACAUCAACAUUCCUCGCUCCGCCAUCGCCGUCCAAACUUCCGGCCAACGUCGCUGCAUCCGCUGAGACAAGCCGGUUACAAACCGAGCUUCUGCAACUUCAUCUUUUGCAUCGAGAUGCACCGACCGUUGAUGCUACCUGGAGAGCUAGUGCCCAGCGCAAACUUGGGGAGCGAUUUUCAGAGCUUGCUAGCGCGAGCAAACAGAUUGAUGACCAAGAGAAGGCAGAGGUUGAGAGGGAGAACAUCCUGGCACUCCGUAAGUGGUCUAUUGGCGGUGGUCUGGAAGAGCGCAUACAAAUCCUAGAUGCAGCCCUAGCUGGCCUAUGGGCGCUGGAGGAACCCGGCGGUCGCUAUGCUAGGGUCGUAAGGCGAUUCGAACGAUGGGUUGAUGGCAUGUGCGAAAUCGAAGAAGCGAGACGUGCAGGCGGAGCUCUCAUCCAGGAGAACGACGUGCUGUUUAUUGGCGAGCUUGAUUCUGCAUGGAAGGACGAAUGCGCUGGCUUGGUACGACGAUUGGACACCAUAAAGCGACAACUCGAUCAAUUGGGAGAUUUUGCCCAUGAUGAUCAAGAAGGAGAAUCCAAGGAUCAAUCAAGCCUGCAUCGCAUAGUAGAAGGGUCAAGGGAGCUUGUUCAGGGCAUGCUGACUGAAUUAGCUGUCAUGGACGAUAUUGAGCGGGAUGCGCUUGCUCGUGAAGAUGAGUGGAUUGAGAGAAUGAACCGGGACGAUGAAAUGGAAGAUACCCCAAGAGCCGGAGCAGUCUGGAGAGCCGUGUAA